Molecule: messenger RNA, 750 nt
Organism: Engraulis encrasicolus (European anchovy)
Lineage: Eukaryota; Metazoa; Chordata; Actinopteri; Clupeiformes; Engraulidae
Gene: cbx3b
Product: chromobox homolog 3b
Exons: 5
Coding region: 103-705 (200 amino acids)
Biological process (GO): negative regulation of transcription by RNA polymerase II; chromatin organization
Cellular component (GO): pericentric heterochromatin; nucleus
Molecular function (GO): chromatin binding
Source: RefSeq, a predicted model, not a curated record
CACCGGACAGGCAGCACAGCACGCGACAUCAUCACAAAACCCGUUAAUAUCCCUCUUCUGCUUCAGCGCAACUACCCGACUGAAAGAUAUUAUCACUCCGUGAUGAGGAAGAAGGCGACGGUGCGUCAUCGGCGUGCGGAGGAGCGGGACCCUGGCGAUAGCGUUGCCAUAGAGACGCCUACCCAGCAUGCCGUGCAGGAGUUUGUGGUGGAACGCAUCAUGCAGCGACGCGUCACACACGGCCGAGUGGAAUACUUCCUCAAGUGGAAGGGCUUCACCGAGGCUGACAGCACAUGGGAGCCGGAGGAUAACCUGGACUGCCCAGAGCUGAUCCAGGAGUUCCUGAGGGGCGUGGUCUUGGAUGCUAAUGAGAUGGGCGUCGCCAUGGACACUACUGAGAUGGGCGGGGUCAUCAUGGAGCCCCGCCUCCAGCCCAAAGAGGAAGAGGAGGAGGACCUGGACACUGUGCAGCGGUUCCUGGACAUGGCAGACGAGGAGAGUGUCAUGGGCAACACACACACGCGCACUCACACACACUCCGAUCGAAUCAUCGGCUGUACCGACCGUCACGGAGAACUGACCUUCCUCAUCCAAUGGAAGGGGGGUUCGGAUGUGUCCCUGAUGUCUGCGCGGGAGGCCACCGAGCGGAAUCCUGAGAUGGUCAUCGACUUCUACACACACAGACUCACACAGGAGGAGGACUAGACACACACACACACACACACACACACACACACACACACACACACA